Messenger RNA from Eriocheir sinensis (Chinese mitten crab), 3626 nucleotides. Its product is annotated as protein N-terminal asparagine amidohydrolase-like. The transcript has 2 exons. Gene Ontology annotation, molecular function: protein-N-terminal asparagine amidohydrolase activity. Gene Ontology annotation, cellular component: nucleus. Bases 444 to 1388 code for a protein of 314 amino acids. Gene Ontology annotation, biological process: ubiquitin-dependent protein catabolic process. Lineage: Eukaryota; Metazoa; Arthropoda; Malacostraca; Decapoda; Varunidae. The record is from RefSeq and is a predicted model, not a curated record.
CAGCAGUGACUCAGCAGUGACAGCCACCAACACUUCUGGCCUUUCUUCCCCAACAAUGAGCGUCUCAAGGCUGCCUGUGAGUUGGUGUGUUGUGCGACUCACUAGAAUGCACACCCACACAAGCGCCUUUGUGCCUCGAGAAGGGCCGCCCCCCCCUGCCAAGGAUAUGCCACCUCGCCCCUCCACAGUGUCAGACAUGAGGCAGCCAGUGUGAGGGUGGUGCUGCUCCGUGGCUCAGUUAGUCCGCCUGUGUCUUAUCAGCAUUGUUUUGCCCCCCACUCAGCAUUGCUGUGGCAGCCUCUCUAACCUUGUGAUUGCUGGGCGCCUGACCCGCAGCACAGCAGACUUGUACACGCUAGGCAAGACAACCCCUCCCCCCCUCCCUCCCCACCCCUGGAGAGGCCAAGGGGCCGUGGGGGAGGCGCUGGCAGGGUGUGCCAGUCAUGGUGUUGUUAGUGGAAGGCGCGCCGCUGCCCCGGUGCCCCGCCUCCACCGAUGAGUUCUUUGCGCGUUGCCCCGGCGUCGCCGAGGCUGGCCGGAGCUUUGCCUGCCAGAAGCUGCGGCAGGUGGAGGCGAGGCACGCGCUGUACGUGGGCCAGGGGGAGUUUGGGGUGGUGCCAGGGGGGGAUCCGAGGGUGCGAGUGGUGGGCUCGGAUGAUGCCACAACCUGCCACAUGGUGGUGGUGCGGCACCCGGAGGGCACCGUGGCCAUCGCCCACUUUGACGGGAGCCGGGGCGAGGAGGCAGCCCUCAGCACCAUGGUGGACAAAAUCGUGAGCCUAGAGAUGGACGGCGAGGGGCUGGAGGUGUAUGUGGUGGGGGGCUACCAGCCGGAGCGGGGCAGCAAGGAGGCGUCCAAGGGCGAGGCGGAGCAGCUCUCCCUCAAGCUGCUGGACGCCCUGGUGCGCCACGACUGCCACUUCCGCCUGUGUCUGUGGUGCACCGGCAGCCUCAACACCACGCAGGGGCCCGGCGGUCCGCGGCCCAAGGUCUACGGCAUGGCGGUGGAGGUCCAGAGUGGGGCUGUCUUCCCGGCACACUUCAAGGCGCAGGAGCCCAACAUGCCCCUCCGUGCGGCCUCCCGGUGGAUGUCCAGCGAGCAGCGUCCCCUCGACCUCUACAACCACGUCUCCGGCACCAUCACCAUCCACCCCUUCCGCUUCUCCGAGGUGGACUGGUUCGGUAUUUACCUCAAGCUGCCUGACGAGGUGCUGCUCAGGAAUUUCUCUACAUCCCCGAAGGUGGAGCCUCCGCACUUCUGCCAGGAGCUGCGGAAGGUGUUCAAGGUCUUCGUGGACCAUCCGCGGCCCCACGAGACGCUCUUCCCCAACGACAAGCCCAAGACAUACUCAAUCAACCCAAGCGGCGUCUGGGAGCUCGUCCAGUGAAGGGGGUGGCUGCCGGCUUCCUGCGGCCACAAGUUUCCCACCUAUCAGUUUUACAAAGCAUUCUUGAUGAGUCCGCUUACCACUUAGUCUGUCCUCUCCAUUCCACCUGGGCCAACAUGGAUUUUGUGUGGAGUCAGUCUUAACAGAACUAUUUUUAUUUUUCUGAAGCACCACCUUUACACAUUAGAAAUAACACAACUGCAGGACGUGAAAAUCGAGUCCUGCAAAACCUGGACUUCCAAUAUUUACACCAGAAGCAGAAGCAGCAGCGCCAGCGUCUAUCUUCCGUUGACUUGUUUACCCUCACUGUGAUGCACCUUAGCUCUUUAACCCGGGCCAGGGACACAACCAUUGGCCAGUCCUGUGAUCUCAAUGUGCUGCAAUAGAAGGAGUGGAAGAGGGAAGGGGUGAAGAAAGGAGCUGAUUGGAGAGGGAUGGCUGGAAGGGGCUUAGAGGGAGGGGAUGUGAGGAAGAGGAUGAAUGGAAGGAAGGGAUUGAUUAGGAGCUGAUUGGAGAGGGGUGAUUGGAAGGGGAUGAAAGGAAGGAAGGGAAUGAGAGGAAAAGGUUGAUUGGAAGGAGUUGAGAGAAAGGGAAAAGAGGAAGAGAAUGGGAGAAAAGAGUUGAUUGGAAGAGGAUAAAUGGAAGGAAGGGAUUGGAAGGGAAUAAGAGGAUGAUCAGAAGGGAAUGAGAGGAAAAGGUUGAUUGGAAGGAGUUGAAAGAAAGAGGAAAGAGGAAGGGAAUGGAAGAAAGAAAUGGAAAGAGGAUGAUUGGAAAGGAGCAAGAGGAAGAGGUUGAUUGUAAUGGUCUAAUUCUAAGGGCUGCUGAUGACAAUGAUGAAAGCAAUAUUUUUACCCGCAAUUAUUAUGUUUGCUUAUGUGACAAUCCUCGGAACUAGUGUGUGUGUGUGUGUGUGUGUGUGUGUGUGUGUUGGGGUUUGCACUGCCAGUAACUACCCUUAUUUUUAGUUCUCAAUGAUCCUUGCCCGCUGUAGGUGUCCAAAACUCUCCAUGGUCCUAAUCCUUAACCCGGUAGCAGCGACGGGACAAAUUUGUGGCUUUACCGUGUACCAGCGACGGGCCAAAUAUGUAUAUCAAUAACACUUUAAUUUUAGGAGGCUUAAACCUUGAGAGAGAGAGUGGAAAUGGUUUGUUUGCAUAGAGAGAACCUUAAAGUACGCAUUACUCAUUCAUAUAACCCCCAAAAAUAGAUGAUGCAUAAACUGAUCACAAAUACGUUGAUAUAUAAAUUAUGAAGUGGUUUGCGUGAGUGAUGAUUCUUUCUCGUUUUUCUCGCUUAGAGGGGCCUUUAAGAAACAUGACCCCCUGCUGCAUUUGUGAUCAGUUUAUGUAUCAUCUAUUUUGGGGGGUUUAUAUCAUGGCACAAAUUUGGCCCAUCGCUGGUACACAGUAAAGCCACAAAUUUGGCCCAUCUCUGGUACACGGUAAAGCCACAAAUUUGGCCCGUCGCUGGUACACGGUAAAGCCACAAAUUUGGCCCGUUGCUGGUACACGGUAAAGCCACAAAUUUGGCCCGUUGCUGGUACACGGUAAAGCCACAGAUUUGGCCCGUCGCUGGUACACAGUAAAGCCACAGAUUUGGCCCGUCGCUGGUACACGGUAAAGCCACAAAUUUGGCCCGUCGCUGGUACACAGUAAAGCCACAGAUUUGGCCCGUCGCUGGUCCACGGUAAAGCCACAAAUUUGGCCCGUCGCUGGUCCACGGUAAAGCCACAAAUUUGGCCCAUCGCUGGUCCACGGCAAAGCCACAAAUUUGGCCCAUCGCUGGUACACGGUAAAGCCACAAAUUUGGCCUUAAGAAUAGGGACCCUGGUUCAAUGUAGUUUCUAAGCACCCAAUCAUAGAGUUAACAGGGCAAGUGUCUUUGUUUUGAUUCGUUUGCCAAGACUUUGAAUACUCUUUAUGUAGUGUAUUAUAUUUGCUAGUUCGUUUGUAAGCCUGCGUGUGUGUGUUUGUGUCUGUUUUUCUGUUGGCUUUAAGGGACAUACGUAUUUCUGUGUUGCUGGCUUAUGGAAUUUCAAGCUCUGUGUCAAAGUAUUUUAAGUACAGUGAGUUUUCAUGUUAUUGUUUUCUCUCUGUGAAGUUUAAGCAGAAAUAUGUUACUUGAGUGUGUCCUAAAUUCUGGAACUCCGAGAACAUAAAGUCAAACUGUUCUUCCCUUUAAAUUUGGGGGCCGAGGGACACAUGACGUCAAUCCUAUGUGUCCGUUUAGGCAGAAGGA